Molecule: messenger RNA, 872 nt
Organism: Xyrauchen texanus (razorback sucker)
Lineage: Eukaryota; Metazoa; Chordata; Actinopteri; Cypriniformes; Catostomidae
Product: procathepsin L-like
Exons: 6
Coding region: 53-841 (262 amino acids)
Biological process (GO): immune response
Cellular component (GO): lysosome
Molecular function (GO): cysteine-type endopeptidase activity
Source: RefSeq, a predicted model, not a curated record
GUUGAUUGACCAAAACAACGAACAUUUUCGUUUUGGAAUUUCAUCGUUUAGCAUGUCAAUGAACAAAUAUGGUGACCUUACUAAGUUGGAGUAUAAAAAUUUACUGGGCGCACCAAUUAAUGGUCGGACAAAUAGAAGAGGAAAGAUUGCAUCUGCUCAGGUGCUCCGUUCCAGUGCCAAGAGACUGGGAUUGACCACUGUGGACUACAGAGCAAUGGGAUAUGUUACUGAAGUUAAAGACCAGGGAUUCUGUGGGUCGUGUUGGGCAUUCAGUACUACAGGUGCCAUUGAGGGACAAAUGUUCAAGAGGACGGGGCAGCUGGUGUCCCUGAGCGAGCAGAAUCUGGUGGACUGCUCCAGGUCUUAUGGCACAUAUGGAUGCAGUGGUGCCUGGAUGGCAAAUGCCUAUGAUUAUGUGGUCAACAGAGGGUUGGAGAGCUCCGACACCUACCCCUAUACAUCAGUGGAUACUCAGCCCUGUUUUUAUGACAGCAGCCUGGUUGUUGCCAGAAUCAGUGACUACAGAUUCAUCCCGGCUGGAGAUGAACAGGCACUGGCUGAUGCCGUGGCAACUGUGGGUCCAAUAACUGUUGCCAUAGAUGCUGACAACCCAAGUUUCCUCUUUUACAGCUCAGGGAUCUACAAGGAGUCUAGCUGUAAUCCUAACAACCUCAAUCAUGCUGUGCUUUUGGUUGGUUACGGUUCAGAUGGUGGCAAAGAUUACUGGAUAAUCAAAAACAGUUGGGGAACAGGAUGGGGUGAAGGAGGCUACAUGCGAAUGAUCCGAAAUGGCAAAAACACCUGCGGGAUUGCCAGCUAUGCUCUCUAUCCUGUUGUAUGAGAAGAACUUGAAAUUUUGCAAUAAAGACAAA